AUCUAGUAACUAAACUUUAAAGUAAUUACUCUACGUGAGUAAAAUAGAUAGAGUGGGGCGUCGUACUUCGAUCAGGUGUAACAUUCGUUCUCCAAUCCUUCAGAAACAUAGUUAGCGUUGUACCGGAAGGGGACGGUAGUAGUGUGCGAUUUUAGUCGUAAGCUCUGAAGGUACUAUCUUGGAAAAAGUGGCUCGCCAUUUGCGAGAGUGAAGUGCAAAGACAUUUAUUAACAUCGAAGUAAGUUUUGGCGACGGGGAGUGGAAUUACAUUUGUUAAAGUAGUUAUAUCACGUUUAUAUGAAAAGGAAAUUUAAUUGAAUAAGUUAUCACUAGUGGACAUAUAUCGGUGAAGGACAGAACAACUCGAGACCACUUCGGACAUCGUUUAAGUUAGAUUAGAAACCAAUUUUGCAGCAAGUGUUAGUGUAAUAGUUCCGUUUAUCACAUAAACAUUUUAAAGAAUAGCAAAAUGAAAGGAAGAGAGAAAUUAUGUGCGAAGUUAUCAAGUGCCUUCUUAAGAAAGUGGUGGUUCGUCAUAGCAAUAUCUCUAGGAUGUCUACUUUUUGGCAUAAUUGUAGCUGUUUUCUUCAAUAGUUGGGUUAAUCUAGUUAUAAAUUCACAAAUAAAAUUAAAAGAAGGAUCUCAGACAUUCAAAUGGUGGUCGAAACCCCCAGUAGAACCCAAGAUCAAGGUAUAUAUUUAUAACGUUACCAAUGCUGACGAGUUCCUUAAUAAUGGAUCGAAACCAAUUGUUGACGAAUUGGGACCAUAUGUAUACAUAGAAAAAUGGGAGAGAAAAAAUGUUACUUUCCACGACAAUGGAACCCUCACUUUUAACUUACAAAAAAUGUAUCGGUUUGACGCGACCACAUCAAAUGGUAGUCAAGAAGAUUUAGUGGUUGUGCCAAAUAUACCUAUGCUGAGUGCAACCUCACAAUCGAAACAUGCAGCAAGAUUUUUGAGGUUGGCAAUGGCAAGUAUAAUGGAUAUUUUGAAGAUAAAACCUUUUGUAGAAGUAUCAGUUGGUCAAUUGCUAUGGGGUUACGAAGAUCCUUUAUUAAAACUAGCCAAAGAUGUUGUUCCUAAAGAACAAAAAUUGCCAUAUGAAGAAUUCGGUCUGUUAUACAAGAAAAAUGGUACUUCGGAAGAUAAUAUAACGGUGAAUACUGGAGUAGAAGAUAUUACAAAAUAUGGUUUAAUUGACAAUGUAAAUGGAAUCAAAAAACUUCCGCAUUACGCUACAGAUCAAUGUAACAGUUUAGAAGCUUCAGAUGGUUCAAUAUUCCCACCACACAUGACCAAAAAUACGACAGUGUACAUUUUUGAUAAAGAUUUAUGCCGCAGAUUGCCAUUAGUAUUUCAAAAAGAAGUUCUUUCAAGCAGUAACGAAGUACCAGCAUUCAGAUUUAGUCCACCCAAAAAUGUUUUCGCAAGCGUAGAGGAAAAUCCAGACAAUGCCUGCUUCUGUCCCCAAGGACCUCCUUGCACACCAUCUGGAUUCUUCAAUGUUUCUUUAUGUCAAUACGAUUCUCCUAUAUUACUAUCAUUCCCACAUUUCUACCUCGCUGAUGAUAAAUACAGAACUGCAGUAGAAGGAAUUUCCCCACCUGAUCCAGAAAAACAUACAUUCUAUAUGGAUAUUCAACCGGAAAUGGGCUCUGCUAUGUCAGCAAGGGCACGUAUACAAAUCAAUUUGGCUGUUUCUCAAGUAGUGGAUAUUAAACAAGUAGCCACUUUUCCAGACAUUGUUUUUCCUAUAAUGUGGUUCGAAGAAGGUUUGGAAUCGUUACCUCCAGAGAUGACAGGCUUAAUGAAAUUAGCAACUACAGUUCCACCAAUCGCAAGAAUAGUCAUAACAAUUGUGUUGUUUUUCAUAGGAGCUAUUCUCCUCAUAAUCGCCAUUUGGAGGUUGGUAAGAGGAGCUAACAGACUUAGUUCACUCCACUUGGCACCUGGACACGUUGGACCUCCCAAUAAAACAAAGGACUUGCCAAUGGCUAAUGUUCCAAAAUAUUAGACUAGUAAAAGACAAAUUCAGGUGGUUGAAAAUGAUCCGGUAAAAUUAUUGAGUAAUUUUUCCUGAGAAUAUCUUUAUAUGAAAAUAAAUUGCUUUGAAUAAAAUAAGAAUUGAUUAAAAAAUUGUUAUUCAAACCUACUAGUGAAAAUUAAAUACAUUGAUUCCAUUUUUGAGAAAUUAAUUUCUUAGUUUUCAGUAAUAUACACAUGUUUUGAACCACUCGUAAAUAUUUUUUAUAUUUUAUGGGGGCAUAAAUUAUGUCUGUUAUUUUAACGGGUUACGAUCCGCUACAAAACAGUGAUUGGCGAAUAUGAUUUAGUUCCAAAGCCCCGGAAAUUCUGCUCAAAAUAAAUUGUCAAAAAUAGAUUGAAUACUAAAUUUACAAUCAUGUUACUACCAAUUUCUGUACUCUAAAACAGUUGUAAUUGUUAGCAAUAUAGAUUUUUCAACCCUAGAGUAUAAAAAUGAGAAAAACUACCAAUUACAAUAGAUUUGAUCACUAAGAAAUACAUAUUCACGUAUCAUUGAUACAAGUCUACAAUAAUUUUAUGGUUAAAAUCUUGAUCAAAUUGUGUUAGUGUAUGUUAAAAGUGAAAAAAUCAUAUGUUGGCCGAUAACUUACCUCGAGCAUUAUUCCACCAUUUUAAUAAUACAACUACAAUAUACAAUGUAAUGAAAAAAUAUUUUUCCAAAUCCGUGGAAACAGUCGAUUGAUAAGAAUAAUGUAAAAAUAGAGUACGCAUGAUUAACGUCGUUAUAGGAUAAUUUAUAAAAUAAAAUACAUAUAUGUCUAUCUGAAGAAAUAUUUCAAACAAAUAAGAAAUACUACCAAUAAUUAUCUACGUAUCUUCAUUAAGUCUUACUAAUACAAAAUAAUUUUAGGCGAUCAUUAUUUAAAGCUGACUUCGAUUUCAGAUAAGCUCUAAUGUUUAUCAAUAGCUACAUAUAAAACAAUUGACGUGGAUUGACAUUUCCUUUUUCAUAACUAUCGACCCUUUGUGAGACUACUACUCAGAAUAAGAUGGAUGCAACAAUAAAUCACAACUUCAGAUAUUGUUUUCAUAAUCUGUAUUUAUAGUUUUGGUCCAUCCUAAUUUUCGACUGUAAAUUGAAAUACUUAAGAUAAAUUAUUGCCUUACAGUUAGCGACUUACUUUAUGAUUUCUGGAAAAACAUUUUUGCUAGUAAAAAUAGAUAAGAUAUGUAGUGUUUAUAUUUCCUGUGAUUAUUUCGGCCUCUUAUAAAUAGUUGUAAAUUAAUUUAUUUAUAAAUUUAAUAAUCUAUAAUCCAUCUUUAAUCAUAAAUUUGUUCAGCAACGAAGAGAUAAUAAUUCCAUACGGGCAGACCUUUGAUUUGAACUAGGUACGUAUUUCUCAGGAAAAAUUACUUUUAUUUCUUGAAAGAGAAAUUCAAGUGUCGAUACUAUUAAUAUAGAAUUUUUGCAACUUUUACAUAUAUAAUUUCUCGAAAAUUAUAAUGAAUAAUUCUGGGUAUAUUAUCAGAUCGAUUCUUGUACAAAAUGACCAAUACUUCUUAGACUCGAAACAAACUGUGUCUCAAGUUUUCGCAAAUUUAGGCGUUGAGAUCAUUUCCUAAUGGAUAUUCUUGGAAUACUUUUUGAAUUCAACACAAACAGUUUUUCCGGUAUCUUUAAAUUCUUAGGUAAGUAUUAUUAAUAGGAAUCUGGGGUUAAAAUACUUAGAAUUUCUUUGUCUCCAUAUCCUUGUAAUUAAAUUAUUAGUCAAUUUGUACAAAGUAACUUGUUUGCAUAAACAGGAAUGGUAUAUCAUUUUAUGAUCCUAUGAAUAGGAUCUACACUAUUUUUGACCACUUGGCAAUUUUUAAACAACGAAUAAAAGAAUUUGUUUACAAGUGUGAUAAUUAUUUUUGUUAAUUAGAAACUAAAAUUGCCUUCUUUCCGUGUGAACUUUUAUGUAGAUAUGAAAAUAUUGAACAAGAUAUUUGCUCAAAAAAGAAAAUAAAUUUUAUUUUAAGUAGUUUUUUUAUAUCGAUAGGUUAAGAUGAUGGUUUGUAAGUAAUUAGAAAAUAUAUUAUUAAAAGAUUCAAGACCAACUUAGUUGGAAUAUUCCAUUUUUUGGUUAUUAUUGGUUUAAUGUCCACAACAAGAUUUAUAUUUAUUUUACCGCUUCAUUUCUAUUUUAAAACUUCAAGGCAAUAUCUGUAAAGAACAUAAUUAAUGGGCAUAAUCUAUAACAACCAUUAAUUUUAUUGGAGAAAAUAUAGGGUAUAUCACGAUAUUGGUUCUAUUUAUUUAAUAGGGUGAGUACCUUGAAUCAAUGAAAUUAUCUUAGUUUAGAUUUACCGUAGAAAUGAAGUUUCCACUUGUUUAUACCAAAAAUUGAAAUAUGUAUAUGUUAAAUGUAAACUACCAAUGUCAAUUUAUAUCUAACGAUCUGAAACUUUUAAUAAAUGGAAGAAAUAAAUCUUAUAUUUUCUCAAAUGAUUACCGGUCGUUAUGGAUUAUACCUAUAAUUCUGUUAUUCAUAGAUAUUAUUUUGAAUUUUGAAAUUGUCUAAGAAAGGAAGACAAAACAUUGAUACUAAAUAUUUCUUACAUUUAAUCAUAAGCCCAUAAAUAGGAAAAUCCAAAAAUGUGUUACUGUAUUCAGUUACGAUAGUUUAAGAGAAAUGAAUCGGUUCACUUCAAAAAUUUCAUUUGAAAACGGAGUUUCUAUUUCUACAAGAGUAACAAGCUUAGAACAAAUAAUGGUGAAGAUUCCCUGGCUAAGAUUACUGAUAAUAAACUUAAUGAAUAUGAAUAUUGAAAUUUGUCUUGUAUAUAAGUUUCCUUCAUAUUUAUGUUUAUUUUUAAUAAUGGAAACAAAUACGAUUAGAAAACGGGAACUUACUCUCUCUAGUUGGACUGAUUUGAAACUACUUACACGAGAAAAUAUUUGUAAAAAUGUAAACUAAAGUUCUUCCUAUAUCCUUAUAUAUUGUCAAAAUUUAUAAAUGAUUCAUUAAAUAUAAAAAUCGGGUAGGAACAAUCUAUAAACACCAAUAUAAUUUAUGAUAGACCGGGUAAUGCAUGAAACGUUCUUCAACUUAUAUUCUUUCUAAGUUUUAUGAUAUAUUUUAUGAUAUAAAAUUGGGUACUGUGGUGUUAUUAUUGAAUAAUUAGUACAAAAAUAUGUUUUUAUUUUCUUUUUAUUAUAUAAUAUACCAUAUUUGACAAAAUCUAUGUGUUUUCCAAAUUGCAAAAUUUCAUAUAGAUUUUUAUUUUCAGUUUGCAAUAAAAUUUUAUGUAUUCAAUUAGAAAAUAAAAUUUUCCAAUUUUUA
Diorhabda carinulata is the source of this 5315-nucleotide messenger RNA. RefSeq names its product scavenger receptor class B member 1 (gene emp). Bases 470 to 2017 code for a protein of 515 amino acids. The transcript is spliced from 11 exons. Gene Ontology annotation, molecular function: scavenger receptor activity. Gene Ontology annotation, cellular component: membrane; lysosome; cytoplasm. The record is from RefSeq and is a predicted model, not a curated record. Lineage: Eukaryota; Metazoa; Arthropoda; Insecta; Coleoptera; Chrysomelidae.